Rhodamnia argentea is the source of this 1144-nucleotide messenger RNA. RefSeq lists its product as uncharacterized. NCBI's taxonomy places the organism in Eukaryota, Viridiplantae, Streptophyta, Magnoliopsida, Myrtales, Myrtaceae. Bases 156 to 887 code for a protein of 243 amino acids. The transcript is spliced from 2 exons. The record is from RefSeq and is a predicted model, not a curated record.
UUGGAUUGCAACCUUAUGUGGAUUUGGAUUGGGGACUUCAAUGAGACACUUUACUUUUGGGAGAAAUCUGGUAGGCGGGAGGCGGAAAAUUACGGGAUGCAAUCUUUUAAAGAGCUAAUAGAGGAUUGCGUGAUGAUGGACAUUGAGAGUAAGGGAUGUGCUUUCACAUGGUCCAACAACGGGGAAGGGGAAACUUGGUAAAAAAGAGAUUAGAUAGAGCCGUUUGCAAUUUAGCCUGGAGGCUUGCAUUCCCAUCGCCAGAGGUUUUAGCACUGCUGGCUAUUGGCUCGGAUCAUAGCCCCAUUUUGCUAUCCUUAUCCGGGGUUAAAGUCAAAAGGAAGAAGUCCUUCAAGUUUGAAUUGUUUUGGUUGCAAAGCAAACAAGGUGGCCGCAUAAUUAAAGAUGUGUGGGAGGAAUCGGCAUGCACGGGAGCCGAUUUAGUGGAAACUCUAAAAACUCUCUCGGCGACUUUGGAAAUAUGGAGCAAAAAGGAGUUCCCAAAUAGCAAAAACCAGAGAAGGCAAAGAAAUAAAAUAUUGAUGCUAAAGGUGAUUGGGCGGGACACCUGGAUAAGAAACCCAUCUCGUUUGAAGGAAAUGACCUCGAACUUUUUCAUUGAUUUAUAUAGCUCAUUUGGCCCUCAAAACUUCAACUCGGUGCUUGCACAAUGCCCCAAACUUGUACCGGAUGAUAUGAAUGUAGCACUGGCUGAAGAUGUCAUGUUAGAAGAGGUCCGGAGAGCUUUUUUUGAAAUGGGAUCAGAAAAGGCACCUGGACCGGACGGACUAAAUGGGCUGUUCUAUCAACGGAAGCGGGAGAAUAUCAAGGCCGGUGUCUUCAAGGAAGUCAAGGGGUUUUUCAACACAGGGGGUCGAACCCGGAGCUGAAUAAAACUUACAUAACUCUCAUUCCGAAGGUGAGGAACCCCGAGAGACUCGAUCGGUUUAGGCCAAUAAGCCUAUGUAACUUCACGUACAGAAUCAUUUCUAACGUCCUAGCAAAUAGGCUAAAGAGCUGGCUGCCCAUGAUCAUUGCGGAAGAACAGAGUGCCUUUGUUGGAGGAAGACAAAUCCAAGAUAAUAUUCCGAUUGUCCAGGAAAUUCUGCACCAAAUAAGAAUCCGAAAGAGAAAAAAGAGGUUUCAA